GCCAAUGGCUAUCACAAGUGCAGCUGACUUUUGCUUUAACCAACCUCCCCCGGUGUAAAGCGCAGCGUCUUCUGGUGUAAAAGAAUCCAUCGCAUUCUGAUUCAUUCUCUCUCUCUCUCUCUCUCUCUCUCUCUCUCAAUAAUACAUGCACAAAUAUUGUAAAGAUUUUAUUAGAUUAUCUAUGUAUAGAUUAUGAGCUGACUCAAGAGUUGUUGUCCACUGUGAUCUAGUUAUUGAUGGCUGAGAGCGGAUCGUACAAUCUAGGGUUCCGGUUGGAUAUCAAGCAGAUACUAUCGGAAGCCCAAAAUCGGUGGCUGAGACCUGCUGAAAUUUGUGAAAUUCUUAGAAACUAUGAAAAGUUUCAUAUUUCACCUGAGGCUCCAAACAAACCAGUUAGUGGCUCUGUUUUUCUUUUCAAUCGUAAGGUCUUAAGGUACUUCCGGAAGGAUGCCCAUAACUGGAGAAAGAAAAAGGACGGGAAAACUGUCAAGGAAGCACACGAGAAACUGAAGGUCGGAAGUGUUGACAUGCUGAAUUGUUAUUAUGCCCAUGGAGAGGAUGAUGAAAAUUUUCAAAGGCGCAGCUACUGGUUGCUUGAGCCGGAUCUCAUGCACAUAGUGUUUGUCCACUAUUUGGAAGUCAAGGGCAAUAAGACAAACAUCGGCUAUGUUAGAAACAGUGACAGAGUUGUACCGAAUUCUGAAAACGAAAGCUCAUUAACUUCCAGUUUCCGUGGAACAAGCCCAACCAGCACCUUGUCUUCAGCAUAUGAAGACGUUGAAUCUGACAGCAAUCACCAAGCAAGCUCCACACUUUAUUCAUAUUCAGAAUCUCCAUUGAUUGAUGAUACUGCUCAAUCAAGCUCUUAUAAUCAACUUUUUAAUUCAGGAAAUCAAAAUGUUUCUGUCCUGAAUUACUCAUCUCUUUUGGGGGAUAAUAAAAGUGGCGGGGGCAGUCCUAUAAAUGGGGCUCAAAUCACGGACGGUUUGGCAUUAUGGCAGGAAGUUCUGCCAGACCCUGAUGCUGGAGAGAUUGCGUACGAGCAGGAAUCUCAGUGUUCUCUGCCUGCCCAGGACAAUUGGCAGGUUCUUAAUGCAUUGCUCGAUCAGAAAUCUCUUCCUUCAGGUCAAGGGAUUGAAGUGGGCCAAUUUUGCAGAAAUCCGGAUCUGAAAGAGCAAUCUGGACAAAGAAAGAUUCAAAUGUUCAUCUCAGAUACAGAUACUGGAAAUGCAGCAGAUGCGGAUAUGGAGGAUGGAAUGACAGUGACAGGAAGCGAAAGCUACUUUUUCCACCUGAGAAAGCCUCUAAUUAAUGGGUUGCAAACAGAGGACAGCUUGAAGAAAGUUGACAGCUUCUCAAGGUGGAUUGCAAAAGAAAUUGGAGAAGCCGGUGAUCUAGACAUGCAGUCAAGUAAUGGAAUUUCUUGGAGUAUUAUGGGAAGCGAGUAUGACCCUACAAUGUCAGCUCAGCUGCAAGUGGAUACUCACACACUGAAUCCUUCAGUUUCUCAGGACCAGCUUUUUACUAUUAUUGACUUUUCACCUAGCUGGGCUUACUCAACUUUGGAUACAAAGGUCCUCAUUACUGGAAAAUUUCUUAAGAGUGGAGAAGAGUUAUCUAGAUAUAGAUGGUCCAUUAUGUUUGGAGAAGUGGAGGUUCCGGCAGAAGUUUUAGCAGAUGGUAUUCUUUGUUGCUGUGCUCCACUACAGAAUCCUGGACUUGUCCCUUUCUAUGUAACUUGUUCGAACAGGUUGGCUUGCAGCGAAUUACGUGAAUUUGAAUAUAGGUCUGGAGCAGACCAAAUUAUUGGUUCUGUCAAUGUAAAUGGAGAUAAUGCUAUUGUGAUGCAUCUCUAUCAAAGAUUUGAGAUGAUAUUGCACCGUGAACCUGUUGGAAGUCCUAUACAUUCUGAUGGAAAUGAAUUCGAAAGACUCAGUGUAACCGAUAAAAUAAUUUCAAUGAUGGAGGAGAAUGACCAGGAGGCAGAACUUUCAGAAAAUCAUGGGUCACAUCCGAAGGUGAUCGGGGAGAUGCUCCUUGAAAAGCAGCUAAAAGAAAAAUUUUACUCUUGGCUUCUUAGCCGGGCUGCUGAUGAUGGUAAGGGGCUUACAAUGAUUGAUGAGAGAGGUCAAAAUGUGUUGCACCUGGCUGCUGCUCUUGGUUUUGAUUGGGCCAUCCAGCCAAUAAUAGUGUCAGGAGUUAGCAUAGAUUUCCGUGAUGUGAAUGGUUUUACAGCACUUCAUUGGGCUGCAUUUUAUGGCAGGGAGGACUUAGUUGCUGUCCUUGUAUCUCUUGGUGCAUCUCCUGGAGCACUGACUGAUCCGUCUGCUGAAUACCCACUGGGUAGAACUCCUGCAGACCUGGCUUCAUCUAGUGGACACAAGGGCAUAUCUGGCUUCCUUGCCGAGACUUCCUUGACAUCGCACCUCUCAACUCUUAGGGUAAAUGAUAGUGGAACCACAGAAGUUUCUGUAUUUGAACCAAUACAGACAGUUUCAGAACGCUUAGCAGUUCCAAGAACUGGAGCAGAUGUUCCAGAUGCACUUUCGCUAAAGGAUUCACUUGCUGCAGUAUGUAAUGCUACACAAGCAGCGGCUCGCAUACACCAAAUUUUCCGUGUUCAGUCUUUUCAGAGGAAGAAGCUUAUUGGACAGGAGUCUGAUGAGUUGCUGAAUCCUGAUACUAUGUCUCUUUUAGCUCCUAAAACAUCGAGACUUGGUCAUUCUGAUGGUAUGGCCAAUACUGCUGCUCUACAGAUUCAGAAAAAGUACCGCGGUUGGAAGAAGAGAAAGGAAUUUUUACUAAUCCGUCAAAAAAUUGUUAAAAUACAGGCUCAUGUAAGGGGCCAUCAGGUAAGGAAGAAAUAUAAACCCAUUAUCUGGUCAGUGGGAAUAUUGGAGAAGGUGAUUUUACGGUGGAGACGCAAAAGGAGUGGAUUGCGUGGGUUCCGAUCAGAUGCAGUCCAGAAAGAACCAGAUGCGCAGGGCAGCUUGCCACUACCAGCACCGGAAGAUGAUUAUGACUUUCUAAAGGAAGGAAGAAAACAAACUGAAGAAAGAAUGCAAAAGGCGCUUGCUAGGGUCCAAUCGAUGGCUCAACAUCCAGAAGGACGAGCUCAGUACCGUAGGCUUCUAACUGCUGCUGAAGAGUUCCGUGAAAAUAAGGAUGGUUCAGAUAUGUUGUUGUUCCCAGAAAUGAUGAGCGCGGAGGAGGAUCUAAUCGACGUUUCAAGUCUAUUGGAUGAUGAAACGUUCAUGUCUCUUGCCUUCGAGUAAGUGCGUCCAUUAUAGUCCCUCUAACUAUGGAAAGACAUCACAGUGAAUUAGUACGUGUAGGUUUUGAGAUUGUAUAUAUAAUAUACACACAGGUAACUUAUAGGAUGUGUAAUUAUUUCACAGUUUUUUCUUUCAAGACCGCAGAUAGCUGCUUGCUUUCCAUGAAUCACCUGUCUUUUUACUACGUAGACUAUACUUAAAAUCUUUUCUGCUGUUAAUAAAUAUUCAAUGUUUUUACA
This is a messenger RNA of Salvia miltiorrhiza (redroot sage), 3514 nucleotides long. Its product is annotated as calmodulin-binding transcription activator 2-like. The transcript is spliced from 13 exons. Bases 237 to 3275 code for a protein of 1012 amino acids. Lineage: Eukaryota; Viridiplantae; Streptophyta; Magnoliopsida; Lamiales; Lamiaceae. Gene Ontology annotation, cellular component: nucleus. Gene Ontology annotation, biological process: regulation of transcription by RNA polymerase II. Gene Ontology annotation, molecular function: transcription coregulator activity; protein binding; double-stranded DNA binding. The record is from RefSeq and is a predicted model, not a curated record.